CGUGUAGAUAUUGAUCGAGUUAAGGGAUACAAACGAACAGGUAUCCAGCGUAUUGAAAGACAGUUCACAGCAGCACUUUAGGUGUGCCAAAACAAGACGACAGACAGAACAAGAAGGUGAGCACCUUCUGCAAGAAGUUGGAGAAUGAAACCAAGGGAAGCAACAGGCCUGUUUCUCCUAGUUGCCUGUGUCUGCUGGCAGAUCACUGGGACUGAGGGUGCAAACACAACGACAAUAUCUCAACAGACAAAUGAGUCUGCAACAGAAAGCACAAUGGAACCAACUACACCUGAAUCCACCACCACAACAGCUACACCACCGACCACAGCCACAACUGCCCCCAUUACAACAACACCUUCUCCAUCAACUACAACUCUACCAACAACAACCACUCCUGUCUCUACCUCUACAAUUCUCCCACCUACCAUAACUACAACUGAAUCCACCCCUGAAUCCACCACUUCAUCAACAAUGUCCCCAACAACCACUACUACAAUACCUACAACAACAACUAACACACCAACUACAACUGAAUCAACAACAACCACACCUCUAUCCACCACCACUACAACGACCCCACCAACUACAACUACAAUUGAACCAACAACAACCACACCUCUACCCACCACAACAACUAAUCCACCAACUACAACUGAAUCAACAACAACCACAUCUCUGUCCACCACAACAACCCCACCACCUACAGCUACAACUGAACCAACAACAACCACACCUCUGACCACCACGACAAACCCACCAACUACAACUACAAGCGCACCAACAACAACCACACCUCUGACUACCACGACUAACCCACCAACUACAACUACAACUGCACCAACAACAACCAUGCCUCUAUCCACCACCACUACAACAACCCCACCAACUACAACUACACCUGACCCAACAACCACGCUUGAAUCCACCACCACUACAACGACCCCACCAACUACAACUACAACUGUGCCAACAACAACCACACCUCUACCCACCACAACAUCUAACCCACCAACUACAACUGAACAAACAACCACACCUGAAUCCACCACCACUACAAAGACCUCACCAACUACAACUGAGCCAACGACAACCACACCUCUACCCACCACGUCUAACCCACCAACAACAACUACACUAGAAACAACAACCACAACUGAAUCCACCACCACUACAACGACCCCACAAACUACAACUACACCUGAACCAACAACCACACCUGAAUCAACCACCACUACAACGACACCACCAACUACAACUACAACUGAGCCAACAACAACCACAUCUCUACCCACCACGUCUAACCCACCAACUACAACUACAACUGCACCAACAACAACCACACCUCUAUCCACCACCACUACAACAACCCCACCAACUACAACUAAACCUGAACUAACAACAAAACCUGAAUCCACCACCACUACAACGACCUUAGCAACUACAACUACAACUGAGCCAACAACAACCACACCUCUACCCACCACCACGACUAACCCACCAACUACAACUACAACUGCACCAACAACAACCACA
Molecule: messenger RNA, 1533 nt
Organism: Lepisosteus oculatus (spotted gar)
Lineage: Eukaryota; Metazoa; Chordata; Actinopteri; Semionotiformes; Lepisosteidae
Source: RefSeq, a predicted model, not a curated record